AUGGCGGCCAAAGCCUUAAUCAUUGCCUGUUUGGCCCUUCAAGCCAACAUCAUUGCUGGAUUAGAUUGCUCACCUUCAUAUUCGUCCGGAUAUGAACAGAAGGAAUAUUCUUCACACUCAGCUCCAUCAUAUGGUCCCAAGCCUCAGGCAUAUUCUGCUCCACAAUCAUACGCAUCUUCUUCAUACUCAGCUCCGUCAUAUUCGGCACCUUCCUACUCUGCUCCUUCACAUUCUUCUCCAGCUUAUGGUAAACCACAAGCUCACUCUUAUCCUUCUUCAUACUCAGCUCCGUCAUACUCGGCACCAUCACACUCUGCCCCAUCAUACUCGGCACCGUCACACUCUGCUCCAUCAUACUCGGCACCAUCACACUCUGCUCCAUCAUACUCGGCACCAUCACACUCUGCCCCAUCAUACUCGGCACCAUCACACUCUGCUCCAUCAUACUCAGCACCAUCACACUCUGCCCCAUCAUACUCGGCACCAUCACACUCUGCCCCAUCAUACUCUGCUCCGUCAUACUCGGCACCAUCACACUCUGCCCCAUCAUACUCUGCUCCGUCAUACUCGGCACCAUCACACUCUGCCCCAUCAUACUCGGCACCAUCACACUCUGCCCCGUCAUACUCUGCGCCAUCAUAUUCUCCCGCAUCUCAAGUUUACGGCAAACCCCAAUCAUAUUCCGCCCCUUCUUAUAAUGCUCAAUCUUACUCUGCUCCUUCAUACUCUACUCCAGCUUAUGGUAAACAACAAUCUUACUCAGCUCCUUCUUACUCCGCCCAAUCUUACUCUGCUCCAGCUUACGGUAAGCAACAAUCUUACUCUGCUCCGUCGGCGUCCUAUGAACAACCGAAGUACCCAGUAUCCCAAUAUUCAGCUCCCUCAUACGAAGCUAAGCCACAAUCAUAUUCAGCUCCCGCUCCAUCAUACAACAAAGAACCAUCCCACUCCGCAUCGGCCUACCCAUCUUACCCAAGCCAAAAAGCUCAUUCUGAAGAAUCUUACUCACCAAAACCGUACAAAUUUGAAUACAGCGUAAAUGACGAACAUACAUAUGAUAUCAAAAGCCAAAAGGAAGAAAGUGACGGAUAUCACGUAAAAGGAUACUACACUUUGUUGGAGGCUGAUGGCUCCCGUAGAACUGUCGAGUAUACCGCAGAUGAAAAUGGUUUCAACGCGGACGUGAAAAAAGAAGAAGCUCAAGGUUACAACAAAGCAGCUCCAGCGUACAACAAGGACUCCCAAGCAUAUAAAUCUGCCCCAGCUGCUUACAGCGCACCAUCACACAACAAACAAGAAUCGUCAUAUGGUGCACAACCUUCUUAUAACGCACCUGCCUACAACAAACAAGAAUCGUCGUACGGUGCCCCAGCCAAACAAUCUCAAGAAUACGAAGCUCCGUCGUACUAA
Messenger RNA from Macrosiphum euphorbiae (potato aphid), 1410 nucleotides. The record is from the annotation of a GenBank genome assembly. NCBI's taxonomy places the organism in Eukaryota, Metazoa, Arthropoda, Insecta, Hemiptera, Aphididae.